Molecule: messenger RNA, 4116 nt
Organism: Colletotrichum phormii
Lineage: Eukaryota; Fungi; Ascomycota; Sordariomycetes; Glomerellales; Glomerellaceae
Product: major facilitator superfamily domain-containing protein
Exons: 4
Coding region: 1-4116 (1371 amino acids)
Biological process (GO): transmembrane transport
Cellular component (GO): plasma membrane
Molecular function (GO): transmembrane transporter activity
Source: RefSeq, a predicted model, not a curated record
AUGAUGGACAUGUCCUUGAAGAAACCCGAAAAAGACGUUGCUUCGAGCUUUUCUUCGGCGAAAAGUGGGAAAUUUCGACAUGCACUCCUCAAGACCGCUUCCGGGCGCCCGAUGUUGGUUGACAGAGAUCUACCCGUGCCCCCAGUCCUUAGUCGACAAGUCAGCGAAAGCCAAUUACGGAAACCAGAAGAAGGCAUGAACAGCUACGAGAACAAGUCAAAGAUUGCCAUUCCAUCGAGGAAGUACUCGCCUUCCCAGAUGCAAGACAAUCCUACACCGACUGUCAGCCAACAUCUCAUGGAGACUACGACAAACGUCGACCCCUACUUUCCCCGGGAAACCGUCUGCGUUGAUCCUUUGAUCCAUCCGGACGAGUCUCACACCAAGGUCCACCACCGUGGUAUCCUCAAAGGUGCCGACUUUUGCGAUACCGGCGUGCCUGGACAACCUAUUCCACAGCAACCAGAGAACACGACGUCUAGCUCCUCAUCAUCGUCAUCAUCUGCCUCGUCGGAGGCUGAAAUUGUUCUUGCCAAGGUUCGCCGAGCUAUGACUGGAGAUGAUCUCUGUCUCUCCACAGUCGAAGUCACCGUCCCAAAGCACGAUGGACACAGUCAUGCUAUGAAGGUUCGGCCAGCUUUCAAUCUGCCAACCUUCCAGUACCCCAACGCAGGCCGCCAACAGCAUUCUCCGCUCGGAGUUUCCAAGGUACGGCCGUUUGACCCAGCCAUGGAACAUUUAUUGCCUGAAGGAGAUGUCAAUAGAUCAACAGAAACCGAAGCUCCUCUCGGAGUUUCAAAGGUCCGGCCAUUUGACCCAGCCAAGGAACAUUUGCUGGCCGAAGGCAAUGUCAAUAGAUUGACAGAAACCGAAGAGAGCAGCAGUAAAUCGAUCAAUGUACCAGUCUCCAAAGUCCGACCCUUUGCCCAAGAACCCCCUGAGCUGAAUCAUCACGCUGGACAUCAAGGUGUGUCAAAAGUCCGGCCCUUCAGUGACGAAUCCGACAACAACAACAACAACAACAACAACCGAAAAGACAAGGAUGCCUAUUUCGCCGUCGGAUCAGAUGAGUCGGUAAGUGAGGGGCCCGCCAGAGUCACUAAGCCGCGUUCAGAGAGCACGACUCGCUCCCGAUCAAGCACUAUUGACUACAAGCGUACCGCUCAGUGGCUCCGACAUCUACUGAAGAACCCCGAAACGCAUACGGCUAAGUUGACGGAGAGACCGUUCAAGGCGAAAAGAGCGUCCUAUGCUUCUCUGAAGAGCUCCCAGGAACAAAGUUCAGUCUCUCGGAAGAUGACUCGUCAACCGACGCUUUCACCUACCGAUGUUGAGCAGGGCUUCUUCCAAAGCACUUUUGGGGAGCUAGAACGUCUUCUUCAAGAAGCUUUAGCACUGGCAUCUCGAGUUGCUGACGACGAAGAGGCAAAGUCUCCAGAGUCUGGAAACGAUGUCUCGAAGGAAGCCGCACCUUAUGAUCACUCCUUGCAGUUUUCUGAGGUCGACUUGAACGAUGACGGUAAAGCAAAAGACCCAAAGUACAAGCGCGCUGCUACGUUUCCGUAUGCUGGGCGGCCUGAAAUCCGCGCGGUAGACGAUCUUUACCGCAACAUUUCUCUUACUCCGCAGACGGCAGAGCUUGAGAACAUGCUUGACCGCAAGAAAAGUUCAGUUGGCAAGAAGAACAAACGCAGACACAAAUCACGAUCCCGACAAGCUGGGCCUGUACCAGACAGAGUUUCGAGCAGGAAAAGGAGCAAAAGGAGCAAGGUGGUAAAGAAGUCGAAGCGCACAAAGCCGAAGCAGAUCGUCGAGCAACUCCCGACAGAUUCAGAGUCUAGCAUGGACGGAUCCAAUGACUCCUCUGCAGUCAACUUUCCGACUCGAAAGCAAGCUCAAGGCAGCAGCGGGCCAACUCGACCUCGAGCAAGCACGAAACGGGUACCCUUUCUAUCUCGCAACACAGGCGAGGACAAUCUUCCUCAGGAGGACUUGAGUGGGCGCCCGAUUCGUACCCCACGAGGGAUCAGCUUACGCGGCAAGUCUCAUGUCAGUCUGCGUGGUGUACAGGCCUUCAAUCUAGCCAAGUCGAAACGGCGUCAGCCCAUCGCCCGAGACUGGUCACCAGCUCGGAAGAGGGCCAUCGCAACUGUAGCUUGCAUCAGUACAGCACUUAUCGGUAUGAUCAUCGGCAUCUACGCCGGACUAGUACCCUCACUGCAGUACUAUAUCCUAGAUACAAGCCACUCGAUCAUCAACGGCAAUGUGGGUUGCUUUCUUGGGAUGGCGAUUCCCACUUUCUUUUGCUGGCCACUUCCUCUCGUUCACGGGCGUAAGCCAUACAUCACGACUGGUUUGAUCCUAUCCAUGCCACUUCUUUUCCCCCAAGCUCUGGCUAGAAUGGUGUUGUUGGUACCGCGAGGCUUCAUGGGUAUCUGCCUUGACCUUUUCGGCGCAUCUCUCAUGAGCAGCAAUCCUCAUCAAGAGGUUGUGGAUGACGCUGAUGUAAGGAGGCACGGAGGAGGUAUGGGUGUCUGGCUCGGUGUCUGGACAUGUUGCUACAUUGCCUCCCUCAGCUUUGGCUUCCUCAUUGGCGCUGCGGUGAUCGAUCAACUUCCACCAGACUCCGGUUUCUAUGUCAGCAUCGCUUUGACCGCAAUCGCGCUUUUGCUGAACAGUCUCUGUCCAGAGGUGCGUCGUUCGGCGUUCCGACGAUCGGUUGUGGAAGUCAGAAGUGGGACGGAUAUCUCUCGGCGUGUUGCUCGCGGCGAGAUCAUGAUGCAUCGCGUCAAAACUGGACCCAAGUGGUGGGGCCAGGAGUUGUAUCAUGGUGUCGCACUUUGCUUUGAGAUGCUUCGACAACCUGGUUUCGCUGUCAUGGCCAUUUACUCUGGUUGGAUUUACGCCCAAGUGGUUCUCAUUAUCGUCUUGUUGGGCUCACUGACCUCAAGGUUUUACCGAAUGCGAUCACCCUUCGUUGGACUCAUGGUAUCUGCAAUAGCAUUUGGCGCACUCGCUGCUAUCCCAUUCCAAAAGGCCAGCUACUUCUCCAGAGCGAGACAUACCCAGGUAAACACCAGCCGCAUGACAUUCGACAAGCAGGUAACAUGGACAUCUCACCUCCUUCGCCGAUCCAUAUUCGCCAUUGGCCUCCCACUGGCUGGGAUCAUCUACACAUUGGUUUCGACUGGUCCACCGAUGCAUCCAAUUGCACCCGCCAUCGUCGCCGCUGCAAUCGGUUUUCUUUCGUGCCUGGCAAUCUCAGAAUGCAACGGACUCAUCAUGGAAACCUUUGACACUUCGGAUCUGCAAUCUGGAAUGACAGGCCGGCCUCGAGGCAAUUCAGACAAUGCACAAAAGAGGAAAAACUACUCUGCCUACCCUCGCGUGACUGCAGGGUUUGCCGUUUGUCAUACCUUGGGGUUCAUUUUCGCCGCUGGAGCAACUGCACUAGGCGGCACGGCCCAGCGAAAUCUCGGUCAGAGAGCAGCAACCGGAGUUGUAGCCGGUAUCUUGUUCAUUUUGACACUGAUACUGACCUUGACCCUGAUUCGAUUCAAGGAGGUCACGAUCAUUCCGGAGAGCAAGACGGAGGCGAUGGACAGGUGGACAGCUGCGCGCAGAGAAUCUAUCAAACGCCGCGAUUCAAUGCCAACCGGGGUGAUGGACGACAAAGAUGUCAUCGCCGAAGAAGAGCCAUGGCGUCCGUUUAUUGUUGGUAACCCCACCAGCAAAACACGGCGAGUCAACGUCCUUGAGCUCGACGCUAACCAGCACCUGAACCGAGCGGCUUUCGAUGCUGGGAUAGAUGCACUUGAUGAUCAGAUCAGCGAUGUCAUGAGCGAUAUCGUUGAUGAUGUCAAAGAUCUCGUGAGAAGAGGCAGUCAGAGGAGUCAAAGGAGCCAACGGAGUCAACGAAGCCAGCGAAGCCAACAUAACCGGACCUCGCGUUCGCGGCGGAACCAUCGAAGUGCGACGAGCGAUGGGAGUGGCCACUCCUCCAUUGAAAUGACUUCUUUGGAGGACGUAAUGUCAGGUGGUCAUCGGCCCCGAAUGCCUGAAGACGUAUACAAUGAACGAGAAUGCCUCAGAGGUCAAACAGUCAAGGAAGAGUGA